This is a messenger RNA of Saccharomycopsis crataegensis, 954 nucleotides long. RefSeq names its product resistance to Congo red protein. NCBI's taxonomy places the organism in Eukaryota, Fungi, Ascomycota, Saccharomycetes, Ascoideales, Saccharomycopsidaceae. The coding region runs from base 1 to 954 and encodes 317 amino acids. The record is from RefSeq and is a predicted model, not a curated record. The transcript has a single exon.
AUGUUUAUCCCCCAAUCGCAGGCCAUGAAAAGGGCCUCCUCGGCCACCCAAACCACCCAGUCUGCAUCACAAACGUACCUCGACUCGGCCACGGUGGUGUCGGCGAUUUCCAAGCUCAAUGACACCAUCGUCGUCCUUAAAAAGAAAGUAUCAUCACAGCAAACUUCAGUGGCGGUAUUGGCUUUGUUUUUUCUGGUGCUCUUGGUGAUAUGUCUCUUGGGAGGUGUGGCCAUAUGUAUCCGGUACCAAAACAGAGUGAGGGCUUCGCAAGGAAUCGAGCCUAUUGCCAAUACUAGAUGGUUAAUGGCUCCAAUGGGACCAUCAUUGAACAGCACUGUGUCUGUUCCUUCUCCUAAUAAUAAUAAUAAUAUCACCACUACCACCCAAAUGACCCAGGUAGAACGUUCCCAGCCGCAAGACUGGGAAAACCCUUAUACUUGUGAAACCACCAGCUCGGCCAAUUUCCCUAACAAUCCACAUAGAUCAAUGAGUGAGGAUACUUUGGCAGGGGAAGACCCACCAAAUGCUUCGAAGAUUGAUAUCCUUCAUACCGAAUCAUGUCCCCGCAACAUUGACGACUUUGAUAAAAAUACCUUGACCGAUGCGUCUCUGGGAACCUCAUCGCCCAAUGUCAAUCGAUACACCAUCGACAUUGAAUUUGAUCCUUAUAACCAACAAGUGGAGAAUUAUGAAGAAGCCUACCUUCCACCAGAAAAUUACCCCGUGAAUGAUGAAGAUUACGGCAAUUACCGUGAAACCCCAGAUUUUGAUCCGUUUGCUAACAGGGAAUCGUCAGUCGCUAACAAUCGAAACUUCACUCAUGAUGAUGACGAAUAUGAGGACAAUUUCAUGGCACCCAAGAAGUUUCUCACUGUUAGUACUGGACCACGGCAAUCGGUAGCCAGCUCGGUGUAUACUCGGGUACAAGGUCCGUCCUAUAAGAAUGGAUUUUAA